This is a messenger RNA of Danaus plexippus (monarch butterfly), 1849 nucleotides long. Its product is annotated as proton-coupled amino acid transporter-like protein pathetic. Gene Ontology annotation, biological process: amino acid transmembrane transport. The coding region runs from base 227 to 1498 and encodes 423 amino acids. Gene Ontology annotation, cellular component: vacuolar membrane. The transcript is spliced from 10 exons. Lineage: Eukaryota; Metazoa; Arthropoda; Insecta; Lepidoptera; Nymphalidae. The record is from RefSeq and is a predicted model, not a curated record. Gene Ontology annotation, molecular function: amino acid transmembrane transporter activity.
AAUUAUUUUAUAUGAAUAUAUAGCGUUGAUAAUUUAUAAGUUAUGAAAUUUUAUUAUUACUAUAUUUGCAGAACUAUUAUGAUGUUUGAUAUACUUUUUAGGAUGUAGAAAAAAAAAUGUGGUGUACCUGGCCGAAAAUUAUUUUCGCUGAUAGAAUCCGGUCCCCAACCAUCUGGUGCAGGCCGAGGUAAUUGGAAGAACCUUGCUCCGAGCCAGGCUGACGAAGAUGCCUUUGAUUACGUCAAAUUUAGAAAUACGGCUAAGCCCAGCGGGUUCCGUCGCCAACAUGGUAAAAGGCGCUUUAGGUGGAGGGAUUCUAGGAGGACAUGUUGCUUAUAUGAAAGCUGGAAUUGCCGUGGCUUUGCCAUUUAACCUUAUAUUUGGAAUCUAUAUGACCUUCUGUUUGCAUAUUUUGGUGCUCUCAGCGCAAAUUCUCUACAGAAGAACUCGAGUCACAUUUAUGACCUACCCUGACGUAGGAGAAGCUGCUAUGGCGUGUUUCCCAAACCCCAAGGUGGCGAAAUAUUCAAAAAUUUUUAGGUAUACCAUAGAUAUAAUCAUAGGAAUUGAUUUAUAUGGAUCCUGUGCUUGCUAUCAGAUUAUUAUAGCGAAAUCUAUAAAACAGCUAGUGGAGAAUUUGGAUAAGGAUGCUCCAGAAGAUGCAGGUCGUGAUAUCAGGAUAUACUUAGCAAUCAUGAUGAUACCCGUGAUACUUGUUUGUUUGAUAAUACAUUUAAAAUAUUUGGCACCCCUCUCCAUAGUCGCAAAUCUCAUUAUUUGUGUUUGUAUUUUUCUGACUGUGUAUUACUCAAUGAUUAAUAACCCAACCUUUGGAGGCAUGAAGCUAUACACAGAGAUAUAUAAUUUCUUUGAGUUCACUGGUAUGAUUGUCUUUAGUAUGUCAUGUUCUGGUGUUGUAAUACCCAUAGAAAAUAAUAUGGAGAAGCCGAAAAACUUUCCAAAAGUAUUGUUAACUGGUAUGACUAUCAUCAUUGUAUUUACGUAUUUGGUAUCAUUUUUUGGAUACACUGGCUACUUGGAAAAGUGCGAGUCACCUAUCACUGUUAACUUUCCCAUGACUUUAUGGGCAAAGUUACUAAAAGGAGGUAUCGCCAUUAUGAUAUAUGUGACCCACGCUCUCAACUUCUGGGUACCCUUCAACCUUUGCUUCUACUAUAUCAAAUUCCUUCACGAUCAAAACAAACUCUUUAUGUGGGAAUUGAUAUACAGAGCAUUUUUCUGCUUCCUUGUUUCCAUUGUCGCUAUUAUAUUCCCUAACAUUAACGCUCUCAUGGGAUUCUUGGGUGCCUUUUGUUUAUCGAACAUGGCUUUUAUUUGGCCAAAUCUUAUCUACCUCAUGGUCAUAUGGCAGAGACCUGGUCUUGGUAAGUUCCGGUGGCGUCUAUGGCGCGCCGUCAUUCUCAUGGGUGUGGGAGUUUUCAUAUUAAUUUGCGGUACCAUCGUCAAUUUCACGGAACUGAUGUCGGUAUUCAAAUAGUAAUUGUGACUCUGACAAGUCACAGCGAGCGUGAAGCAACAAGUGCUAAUACUUUUUUACAGGUCUUUAUACACUGUAGCGAAAAUUAUUUUCUAUCAUUAUAUUAAAUCAAAAUGUUCGUGUCUAGGCUACAUACAUGUAUGUGUGAUAUUCAAAAUUAUCAUGUUGGAUUUUAUUUUGCUUUAAUAGUUGGAUAGAUAUAUAUAUUUUCUUUAUAGAUUUUUGAAACAUUUUUUUUUAACCUCUCAAAUUUGGAACUUGAUAAAAAUUGAGUUGGUAGUAUUGUGUGAUCGUAUACUUUUUAACGUUUUGUUAAUAUAAUAAUUGUUGGAAAUAAACGCUUUUUUUUAA